Boeremia exigua is the source of this 465-nucleotide messenger RNA. RefSeq lists its product as uncharacterized. Bases 84 to 434 code for a protein of 116 amino acids. The transcript is spliced from 2 exons. The record is from RefSeq and is a predicted model, not a curated record. NCBI's taxonomy places the organism in Eukaryota, Fungi, Ascomycota, Dothideomycetes, Pleosporales, Didymellaceae.
CUUCAUAAAUCCCUCACGAAAACCCCUCAAGAUCAGUCUCAACUGUCUUUGCUCUAUCGGCCUUGAAUCACUCCAACUUGACCAUGGCAAACAGAAAUCUCAAAAGCAGGAAGACCGGUUGUAAGGAAAGACCCAGUGAGCCCCAACCUGCAUUGGAAGAGACGUACAUAGCAGAACCCACGCCCCAGUUGGUGGAAACACGCCUACCCGAGCAGUCAACAACAGAAAUACUUUCGAGCUGUGAGCCUACCACACAGAGACCGCGCAGUUCCCCUUACGCUAAAGUCCCUGUCAAACUUCUUAUCGGCGCAGACGAAACAGUCCACUAUGUUCCGAGACACCUUUUGCCUCCCGGAUGGAGCAAGACUGGUCUGGAGAAGAAGUUUUCCCUCUUAGACCUGGAGGAAGCGACUGGUCACACGCUCAUUCACUAACGUGUUUUACAAGCGAGUGCGCACCCCACCA